UAAUUUCUGUCUAAUUGCAGUUCACAAAAAGGAAGUUAACAGCCCGAGAAUGUGAGCAAACCAUGUCAAAUGAUGAAGUGAAUGCAUCCUGUAGACGAAAGUCCUCUAAAACUUCCAAGGUGACAGAUAAAGCCAAGGAAAAAUCUAUUCCUACAAGUACUGGGUCCUUACCAAGUUCAUCACUUUGUCACAACAGAAGUAAACGCAUUCCUAGAACCAAAUUUGUUGGACGGCGUAUCAGUCAUCAACGGGAAGAUCAAACCAAAAGCAAAAAAUGGUACUUCGGAACUGUAACUGGUACAUUGUCUGGAAACGAUGGAGCUCCAACAACUGAGUAUGAAGUGUUGUACGAUGGUGAACAAGAUCCUUGGUGUGUAAAAGGUCUCCUGCAAGAUUACAGAUCUUCAUCUCUCAAAUUCAUUGAUGUGUGAACAUAACAACAGCUUGUUUAUGAUCAGUUUGGCUUGUGAAUAGAUACAGUAAUAGUAAAUCAUUAGGGACUGGAUUCUCACCCAUGAUUCAUGUUGAUGGUUUGAGGACUUUCGCUUUGUCAGUUUUAAAUCAUUGCAACUUUUACAACUUAUUAACCUGAAAGUGCACUACAAUGUAUAUGAUGUCCAUGGUAAUUAUGAGUGACUUUCUCAUCAUCUACGAAGAGGAUGCUUGGAAAAUAGUUGCACUGGUUU
Molecule: messenger RNA, 686 nt
Organism: Pecten maximus
Lineage: Eukaryota; Metazoa; Mollusca; Bivalvia; Pectinida; Pectinidae
Exons: 2
Coding region: 63-431 (122 amino acids)
Source: RefSeq, a predicted model, not a curated record